Oncorhynchus masou masou (cherry salmon) is the source of this 5076-nucleotide messenger RNA. Its product is annotated as voltage-dependent calcium channel gamma-7 subunit-like. Gene Ontology annotation, molecular function: voltage-gated calcium channel activity; channel regulator activity. Lineage: Eukaryota; Metazoa; Chordata; Actinopteri; Salmoniformes; Salmonidae. Gene Ontology annotation, biological process: calcium ion transport; transmission of nerve impulse; postsynaptic neurotransmitter receptor diffusion trapping. Gene Ontology annotation, cellular component: postsynaptic density membrane; AMPA glutamate receptor complex. The coding region runs from base 269 to 1312 and encodes 347 amino acids. The transcript is spliced from 7 exons. The record is from RefSeq and is a predicted model, not a curated record.
GCAAAAGGAAAAUUGCACAAUCCGUCAAAGCUCCCUAGCGCGCGGAUCUUUCGACGGCUGCACCAAUAAUUUGGACGGUCGGAAAGAAAGCUGAUGUCAGACCUACUUUCCUGUCCCUGCUUUAAAUACUGCAUUCUUCAUGCCAGUUGGCCGAGCCUGCUGACAGUGGAACAUAUUGCCGCCUCAACAGAAAACGACACCCUUCCUGAGCCUUCAUUGGCCGCUUAGCUGGGAAUAUCAACUGUGGGGCUGGUCAGAAAGAACGAGCAUGUUCAGCACACGGGCACUCACGCUCCUGUCCUCUGUGUUUGGGGCUUGCGGCCUGCUCCUGGUGGGCGUGGCUGUGUCCACAGACUAUUGGCUGCUGAUGGAGGAGGGCGUGGUUCUACAGCAGAACCAGAGCAUGGAGGUCAGGAUGGCCCUGCACUCCGGCAUGUGGAGGGUCUGCUUCGUGGCAGGACCUGAAAAGGGGAGAUGUGUAGCAUCGGAAUACUUCACCACUGAAGCUGAGAUAGACAUCGUGACCGAAAACACUGCAAAUAUACUAAAGAUGGUACGGACGGCCACACCGUUCCCCAUGGUUUCGUUGCUUUUCGUCUUCACCGCCUUCGUCAUCAGUAACAUCGGACACAUCCGGCCCCAGCGCACCAUCCUAGCCUUCAUCUCUGGAAUCUUCUUCAUCCUCUCAGGGCUGAGCCUGGUGGUGGGCCUGGUCCUCUACAUCAGCAGCAUCAACGACGAGGUGAUGAACCGGCCACGUGAGCCCGAGCACUUCUUCCACUACCACUACGGCUGGUCCUUCGCCUUCGCUGCCAGCUCCUUCCUCCUCAAAGAGGGGGCUGGGGUGAUGUCAGUGUACCUCUUCAUGAAGCGCUACGCCGAGGAGGAGAUGUACCGGCCCCACCCGUCACUCUACCGCCCCCGCCUGUCCGAGUGCAGCGACUACAGUGGCCAAUACCUUCAUCCCGAGUCGUGGCCUCCUCCAAAGAGGGGCCGCAGCGCGUCUGAAGUCUCCAGCGACAUCUCCAUCCAGCUGAACCAGACGCCCCCGCCGCCCAAGGGCAGCUCCAUGCAGCAGCAGCAGGCCCCAUCCUCUGGCCCCUCCUCGGGCGCCAGCUACCAGCCGUCCUCCUCCUCCUCCUCCUACCCCCACCACUCCAUGUCCUCCCACCCCCUCCACUCCAGCCACCACACCAUGUCCUCCCACCCCAGUGGGCCCCCUCCCCAGUCCAUGCCCAUGGCCAUGCCCCCCUCUGCCCAGCCCCCUCCCCGAUACCACCAACACAUGCACAUGAGUGCCUCGCCGUGCUAGAAGGGGGGAGUGAGGGAUGAGGGAGGGAGGGGAGGGGGGAUAGACAGAGCAGGGGUUGGCUCUGUCGUACGUCGAACACACAGAGACAGAUGCAAACACACACACACACACACAUGCACACAUACGUGCACACACAGAAGUGUGGGAGGAGAGAUGGAAGAGGCGAGGAAGGAAGGAUAUUUAGGAGAUCAAGAGAAAGAAGGGAAUGAACGAAGGAAAGAAAACGAGAUGAGUGGAGGAUGAUUCACAAUUGAUGCUGUGCUUAAAAUGAAGACAGAUAUUUUAAAAGAGGGAGAGAGAGAAGGAGGGAUAUGAUCAUCAUUUACACAAUAAGAAAAAGAGGGAGGAGGGGGGGUUUAAGAAAGGGUGAUGCUGUUUCAGAAGAAAAAGAAUUUCGCAUUUCAAGCACUAACACACACAAGAAUCAAGAACAAAUUGUAUAUGCAUAGAGAUUUAUACUUAAACUGUAUAGACAUUUUUCGUUCUCUAAGUCCUGGAAAAACAAAUGUUGAAAUCUUAACCAUGUUUGUCUUUCAUGAGAUGUGUAUUCCUGUAUGAUUAGUUCUAUCAUUUCAUUCAUCGUUUGUAUUUGAGAGGCAAGAAUUGUGAGUACGAAGACGGAAAUCUGAGACAUCUGAAGAUCAUUCAGGGUUCUGUGACUUAUCUGCACAUACUGUAACAUCUCAGAUUCCCCAAGGGUUCCAAAAUGGUUCUUCGGCUUUCCCCAUAGGACAACCCUUUUGGUUCCAGGUAGAACCCUUUUUGGUUCCAUGUAAAAAUCCUCUGUGAAAAGGGUUCGACAUGGAUUCUAAAAGGGGUCUAGCUGGAACCAAAAGGGUUCUACCUGGAAAGAAAAAGGAUUUUUCUACCAUGAGGACAGCCGAAAAAAACCUUUAGGUUCUAGCUAGCAUCUUUUGUGUGUGUGUGUGUGUGUGUGUGUGUGUGUGUGUGUGUGUGUGUGUGUGUGUGUGUGUGUGUGUGUGUGUGUAUAAAUGUCCAGGUCAUAGGCUUCAGCAUCCAUAAAAAAACACUUGAAUUUUUGUUUCAUGUUUUUGACUAAAAUGUCAUGGUAACAAAGAAAAUCCAUAACUUUCCAUCAUUUAGAAAUAUUUAUUUCUGAGAAUCUAAAAAAGCACCCAUUUUACUACGAAGAAUGAGAGCUUAUUUGCAGAUUCCAUGAGACAUAUGAUCCUCCUUUGAUUGCUAAUUAGCUUGAGUGUUCAUAUUCUGUAGCACAUGUCUGCUUACCAGUAGAGUAUCUUCCUUCUAUUCAUAGUUACCAAAAGAGCUUCCCAUACAGCAAUGGAGUAGAUUGAUGAAGUAAAGACUGUGUUUGUUUUGAAAUGUUUACUUUUCUCCUUCUGACUGUGACUCGGUAUAUAUAAUACAUGCUGCCUAUGUAGCCUACCUAAUGCACAACAUGUUUACAUUCUAUUCUGAUGUUUAUUGGCAUCCUUAUACUGAAUGCAACACCCACGGACACACACACACACACACACACACACACACACACACACACACACACACACACACACACACACACACACACACACACACACACACACACACACACACACACACACACACACACACACACACACAAACCAGCUGCCACAGUCCUGCUAUAACAAUUACUACUAUUUCUACUACUAAUAUCAAAAGAAAGAUUGUGACCAUUAUCAUUAUCUAUGUUUAUAAACAUCUGUAUUAUAAUAAUGUAAGUAAAUGCAACUAUAUAUGAAUAUAUAAUAAAACCAUAGAGGAUGUGUGAGAAAGAAAGUGAGAGGUUGAUAAGAGUUUAACAAUGUCUAAUAUAAAGCACAGAAAUCAACAUUGAGUGUACCAAACAUUAGAAACCCCUCCUCCCUCAUCAAUUUGUCGGGGCAUGGACUCUACAAGGUGUCGAAAGCGUUCCACAGGGAUGCUGAACCAUGUUGACUCCAACGUUUCCCACAGUUGGGUCUAGUUGGCUGGAUGUCCUUUGGGUGGUGGACCAUUCUUGAUACACACAGGAAACUGUCGAGCGUGGGAUAACCCUGCUACCAUACCCCUGUUCAAAGGCACUUACAGUACGUCUUUUGUCUUGCCCAUUCAACCUCUGAUUGGCAGAAAUACACAAUCCGUGUCUCAAUUGUCACAGGGCUUAAAAAUCCUUCUUUAACCUGUCUCCUCCCCUUCAUCUACACUGAUUGAAGUGGAUUUAACAAGUGACAUCAAUAAAGGAUCAUCGUUUUCACCUGGAUUCACCUGGUCAGUCUAUGUCAUGGAAAGAGCAGAUAUUCUUAAUGCUUUGUAUACUCAGUGAAUUUCACAAUAGCGUCUCUUAGUGAAUGAAGGUCUAAACGAGAGCAAAACAUGACCAAUGGGUCUCUGUAGCACCACCUAGUGCUUUGUGAGUCUGAUUGCUCUCCAUCGAGGUUGAACUUUGCCUUUUGUGUUAUGACAUGCUCAUUUUUUCUAGAGAACCGAUAGCAAUUCUGGACUUGGGGAAUAGUAGAACGACUUAUAACAAAGUCUUGCAAUAUCUGCCUACAAAUAGUGAACUAAUUCCCGAUCAAUGUACAUUCAUUUCAAUUUCAGACAUUGAAUUGCAUUCCAAUUGUUUUCCUAGUAUGAUGUGGUUGUUUUUCCGAAUUCCAGAUCUUUUCAUGCGACCAGAGAACUUGAUAAAUGUUUUUUUAAUAUCUAUAUUGUUUUUUUUUAUGUAGCAGAUGCACAUACACAUGUUAUGAGUGGUAGCAUUCGUUUGUUUGGGACCCAGGACAGCGAUGUACAGCCUAUAAUAUAGUAUAGAGUCAAAUAUAUGAACGCAUUAGCAAACAGGACUGGCUCCUGCUGGAGGGAAAACUAUAACAAAAGAAUAUUUGUAGCUUGUUCUGUAAUAAUAAUAGGUAGAAUAGUGUAGUGGUGUAGUUUUAUUAACUCUAUAGUGUAAAAUAUAGUAGGCCUAUUCUGAUUUGGUGUGAGAGGUUGAUUAAGAGAGAGAGGGAGAGAGGGAGAGAGUGAGAGAGAGAGAGAGAGAGAGGUGAAAGGGGUAGCUAUAAGAAUUGUAGUCACAUAUUAUGUUGUCAUUGAAAUAUUAUCAGCUGUUGUUUUUCCUCAUUAUACUGCUCUGCUAAAUUGAGGUUUCCUUUCGGAGAGCCAUGUCUUGACUAGACUGUGAAUGUUAUUGGAGUUGAGGACGAUUGUGGUUUUUCCGUAGCUCAAGUGAGAUUCAUUGAUUUCCUCAAGCUCCUUUUAUUGCCUUCACUUGUUUCUCCUCUUGCUUCCCACCCCCGGUAAAUCCUACCUUUUGAACUUUAUUGAUCAUUUGUCUUGGUUUGUCUCUCAAAUCCCCGUUAAUGUAAUGUGGGGCAGACUUGUUCCACCUGUCUCUUCUCUUUGCAGGCCUCGUUUUUCACUCUUUCUCCAUUUCUUUCUUCUGUUAAGGCGCUCUCUUAGAACCUGUCUUUGAGCUUAUUAAAAUGAACUGUGCCUAACAACAGUAGCGGAGAUCAAAGCUAUUAAUUAUUAUCAAGAUCAUUAUAUAAGUCUUAUUGUUGUUACUAUUAUUAUUAGUGUAAAUAUGUUACCCAUAUUUACCACAAAAUCAACGAUUUAAUGGUAAUAAUGACAAUAAUGACAUUUUCUUUUUGCUAAGCAAUGCACUAAUGAAUCUGAAGUGAUUGUUCAUACCUGAGAUACCAUUUGUUAUUGGAUCGAUGCCUGGGGGUUGCUGACUAACGUCAUUGUUCCACAACUAAUUAAUAAAUCCUAGAGGUAAA